CGACCAGCUACCGAUCUCCAGCUGCAAGUCUGCAAAGUUGGGACGCCCAAAAUUGUAAUAAAACCUCUCUACAUCGAACUGAUUCAGUUUCGGAAACCCCCAUAUCCCCAAACACAAAUCAAACCCUCUCUCUCUCUCUCUCUCUUUCUCUCUAAUUCUGCACCUUUCUCUCUCUAAAACUGCCCGGAGAUGGAGGGCCUAUGGCGAGCGGCGACGGGGCAAGACCCGAGCCCAGAGGACUACAACGGAGUGGAGUUCUGGUCGAACCCGGAACGAGCCGGGUGGUUAACGAAACAGGGCGACUACAUCAAGACCUGGAGACGCCGCUGGUUCAUCCUCAAACAGGGGAAGCUGCUCUGGUUCAAGGACCGCCACGUCAGCCGUGGCUCCAUUCCACGUGGCGUGAUCCCGGUGGGCACGUGCCUGACCGUCAAGGGCGCCGAGGAUGUGGUCCAUAAGCCCUGUGCCUUCGAGCUCUCCACUACUGGUCAAGAUACCAUGUACUUCAUCGCCGAUUCCGAGAAAGAGAAGGAGGAGUGGAUCAACUCCAUCGGACGCUCCAUCGUCCAGCAUUCGCGAUCCCUUGCCGAUUCCGAGGUCGUUGAUUAUGAUAAUCGAAGCUGAUCCAUCUUUUUGUUUUCUUCGUAUAUUUGCUUUCGUUUUACGGUACCAUAGUCCGAUUGUAUAAAUUGUUUCAAGAUAAUCUCUCUUUCUCUCUCUCACUUUUUUUUUUUUUUUUAAAUGUUUUUCAUGUAAUCAUUUCUCUUGAUUGUUAGUUAAAAAGUUUGCAGUCUUUGUUUUAAAUUUGCGGUCAAUUUGUGUUGA
Messenger RNA from Ziziphus jujuba (common jujube), 825 nucleotides. RefSeq names its product pleckstrin homology domain-containing protein 1. The coding region runs from base 190 to 624 and encodes 144 amino acids. Lineage: Eukaryota; Viridiplantae; Streptophyta; Magnoliopsida; Rosales; Rhamnaceae. The transcript has a single exon. The record is from RefSeq and is a predicted model, not a curated record.